GUUUGUUUUACAAAACCCUGUUUUUAUACCAGUCAAAUUUGCACGAAUUUCUCGUGACUGUGAUAUUGAAAAUGUUUUAUUUAGUUGGACUUCCAGUUCAUUAAGUAGAAUGAAGAUGUUGGUGUUUAUUAUACUAUUGUUCUCCCAUUGUCUAAUCGGUGUGCAGACAGGGUCGGUUGCCUCUUGUCCUGUUCCCGAUGCUAUUACAAAUGGUAAGGUGAGCUACACUGGUCAUAACUUGAAUGACGUAGCCACAUACACGUGCCGUUAUGGCUACCGUAUGGACGGAACAGCAAAUCGAACUUGUCAGGCUGACAGCACGUGGAAUGGAACUUUACCAACCUGCACGGAUAUUGACUCCUACUUCAGUUUCGAAUGUUAUGUGAACGGUUCUAUAACAGCUGUGAACCCAGACCCUUCAAGUUUGAUAUGGGCUCAAGCCACGAAUGUGAACGGAACCUGCAACUCUGCUUUCAAUUCCGACAAGACGGCGAUCACUAUUGACGGUUGUGCUCUUGACAAUGUAAUAUUGCUGGUGUUCAGUCCGUACGAUACCGGUAUACCUAAUGUAAUACAAAACAAUGUGAAAUAUUACAAUAUCACUUGCAUGACCAUCCCUAUAGACGGCAUUCUUGUCGUUGUCACUGACAGCACGUGGAUUAGAAAUGUAAUGAGUACAUCACGUGAGCCUGAGAGAACGCCUAAAGUUUAUAUAAAUUCCGACAUUGGCGUUGUUGAUUCAGAAUUUGAAAAUGUCACUACAUUACCAUCGGAGGAGCCAACCCUAGAAAUCAAUGAUGUGUUAAGGUGGAAAUUGUAUGUACCUGAACAAUAUAUUAUACAGCCUUUAAACUGUACAGCUUACUCCGGAGUCAUAACUGAGUUAGGAUCUCAGUUUUCAAUGGACAUAAUUCAAAUGGGAUGCAGUUUGAAUACCGAACUGGUGUCUGACUUCCAGUUUGCCACGGAAAAUAUCACACAUAUGAUGGUUGCAGAUAUAAUGGCUUUCCGGUUUCCUGGCAGUGAUAUGAUCGAGAUAGUGUGUUCUGUUAAAGGAUGUCCAGCAGGAAGUACAGCAUGCGACUUUACCUGUCCGGAAAGAGAAAGGAGGAGUGUGAAUAACAAGUCUUCACGCAGUGACUAUCUGGAGAUAAUCUCCGCACCCAGCCACGAUAAACGGUAUUUCGGUGAUAUGGAGAGCUCGAAUCACGAUGAACGGUUCUCUCGUGGUGUCAAAGAUACGAUUAAAAAAACAACAACAAUUUCAUUCAGGGUAAUAGGACCACCCAAUGUCGGACUAGAAUACCUCUAUCUCUUCGAAAGUUCAUCACAGCAGCAGAUUAAGCAAUGUGCAGUGACAGUCAUUAUUAUCAUGAUGGUUGGCAGACUAUUCCACAUAUAAACAUAUUCAGGCAGAAUUGGAAAUAUUAUUUUCAAAUACAUACAAUGCAUUUUACUGCUGUUGCUUGCUUGAUUAAAAAUUCGAAAGAA
This is a messenger RNA of Ruditapes philippinarum (Manila clam), 1491 nucleotides long. RefSeq lists its product as uncharacterized. The transcript is spliced from 11 exons. NCBI's taxonomy places the organism in Eukaryota, Metazoa, Mollusca, Bivalvia, Venerida, Veneridae. The record is from RefSeq and is a predicted model, not a curated record. Bases 110 to 1402 code for a protein of 430 amino acids.